AUGGUGGAGCUGAGCUUUAAAAGAACUGGUCGAAUCCUGUUACAUAUCCUUCUUACAACCCUCUGUGUGCAAGGUCAUGCAGUGGCUACAGAGAAUGACAGAGAUUUUAAGAUGUGUGGUACAUGGGUCCACAGAAAUGGCCCUCUAAAGCUGGCUGCCAAUGUGACAACUGGCUGUGCAGGAGUGAAUAUUUCAGCAGAUGACAGCACACUGUUAAUCCAAGCGUCCAUAACAGGACGAUGUGAAACCGAUAGGAAUAUUGCUUUGGAGAACACUUCUAAGAUUUCAAGUCACUUCUGCGUGUUCUGGGAUCCACUACUGGACUUCCUGAUGGUGGAGAUAAACCGACGUAACUAUACGCUCUGUACGCCAGAUAACCUCCAGACCUGGUGUUGUACUGAUCUUUCUGCUGGACGCCAGGGAACAACACAAGAGUAUGGAAUCCAGAAUGGCAGCGUGCAUGGAGACCCCCUCAGUGACAAAGUCCUGGCAUUCUAUGUUUUUGAGGGCAAUAUGAUUAACUGCAUGAAGGCAUUUUGCGAAAAGACAACCCAGGUGUCCAGUGGAGCCAACAUGAUUGAGGAUGCUGUGAUGAAAUCUGGAGUGGUGGGCAGGGUGGAUCUGUCUUGCAUUAAGAGCACUGUGGUGGAGAUGAAUGAAAACUUUGCCGGAGACAACAUCACGUUCCCUGUCCCAAGAGGUGUUCUACCAAAUAUGAUUCCGUCAAUACACCUGCCAGCCAGCCUAAAACCAGCAAAAACUAAAAAAGCCAAAGUGGUCUGUACCUACCACAAGAACAGCACAUAUUUUCAGAAGAGUUCUAAGAAGAUUUUAGAAGAUAAUGUUGUUGGGAUCUCUGUGGAAAAUGAGAUCAUCACAAACCUUGUGGAGCCUGUCAGAAUUACAUUUCAUCACUCACCCAUUCUGGCAAAUGAGAUUAGAAAAUGUGUUUCGUGGGAUACACGAAAAGAUACUGAUAUUGAGUGGAGGGAGGAUGGUUGCGAAACAGUUUACCUCAGCUCAACGAAUACAGAGUGCUGUUGUAACCACCUUACGUACUUUGCAAUUCUUGUGGAAAUGAACCCUGGGAAAACUCCUCGCCAUCUAGAAGCUCUCACCUUCAUUACAGCUGUGGGCUGUGCUGUGUCCAUCAUCAGCUGUGCGAUUCUCUUUGUAUCGCUCUGCAGGCAGAGGAGAGCCAAAGACCAAUCCAGCCUUGUGCAUCGUGGCUUAGUCGUGUCUCUCUUCUUUCUCUGCGUCCUGUUCAUCCUCUCCGGCACUGUUGCCAAUGUCGCUAAUGAGAGGGUGUGCCAGUUUAUGGCCGGGCUUCUGCAUUAUGUGCUUCUCAGUGUCCUCUGCUGGAUGGCUGUAGAAGUUGUCCAUACAUUCUGGAUGAUCCACAUGGUGUUUAGUCCAUCGCCAAAGCCAUGGAUCUGGUACCUGAUGGGAUUUGGUUUUCCAGUGAUACCUGUUACUAUUCUAGCGUCCAUGGGAAACGUUUACGGUGAAAGGAUAAUCACACCAACUGAUGUUACCAUAAAACCCUAUCGCAUGUGCUGGAUGACUGACUCUCACGCCGCUCAGUUGGCCCACUUCAUAACUAAUGUAGGACUGCUGGCUUUGGUGGUGAGCUCUGGUUCUGUUAUGCUUGUCCUGGUGGUGUGGAAGAUCCAUAACCGAGAUGAAUGGAGAAGGAAUUGUGUGGCCUUUCUCAGCAUAUGGGGUCUAAGCUGUUUGUUUGGCACCACCUGGGCUUUGGCAUUCUUCAGUUUUGAUAUCUCAGAAACUGCCCUCUUCCUCUUUUGCAUCAUUAACAGCUUACAAGGUUUCUUCCUCAUGCUGAGGUUCUUUGCUCUGGAGCGUAUGAGGAAGAAUACUUUUGGUUCGGAUUAUAGCAGCAGCACAGGAUCCACAAGACAACACAUGCUACAACCCCAGGAGAAGAGCUAG
Molecule: messenger RNA, 1950 nt
Organism: Trichomycterus rosablanca
Lineage: Eukaryota; Metazoa; Chordata; Actinopteri; Siluriformes; Trichomycteridae
Product: adhesion G-protein coupled receptor G1-like
Exons: 13
Coding region: 1-1950 (649 amino acids)
Biological process (GO): cell surface receptor signaling pathway; adenylate cyclase-activating G protein-coupled receptor signaling pathway
Cellular component (GO): plasma membrane
Molecular function (GO): G protein-coupled receptor activity
Source: RefSeq, a predicted model, not a curated record